AUGAUCGGUGCGACGAAGCGCUGGUUCCAGCGCAAUCGCAGAGGUCUUGCAAUCGGGGCUGGGGUGAUAGGAGCUGGCUACUUGGCCGGACAAUAUGUGCUAUCCAAGAUCUCCGAAGCGCGGGAACGCAUGAGCGGCGAUCGGAUUGCACGCGAAAAUCUACGCCGACGAUUCGAACAAAACCAGACCGAUUGCACAUACACUGUCCUAGCCUUAUUGCCAACCGCCACCGAGAAUAUUAUCGAGGCUCUACCUGUCGAAGAGUUGACGAAGGAGCUGCAGCAGAAGCGAGCUGAGAGGUUGGCUCGGCUCAAUGCCGGAGAGGCCACUGGAUCAGACCUAAGUUCGGUAACGCCUAGUCUCCCGGAUGAUGAUCGGAGGAGUCUCUCCAGUUUCCAAAGUGAAGGAUACGUGCAUGCGAGCCAGAUGGGGGAGUCUUCCCUAAGCUCGGACGGACAGCCUCGGCCCAAGCGGAACAAGACCCAAUUGUGGAAUGAGGUUAAGAUUACAUCGGUCACUCGGUCGUUUACUAUGGUCUACACCCUCUCAUUGCUCACCAUCUUCACUCACAUCCAACUCAACCUCCUCGGCCGCCGCAACUACCUCUCCAGCGUGAUCUCCCUUGCUACACCGCCUGCCAACUCUUCGACUAUCAGACUUGAAGACCAUGAUGAUGAACUCACACAGACAUUGGGCGAUGACUUCGAGACCAACCGCCGUUACCUCGCCUUCAGUUGGUGGCUACUUCACCGCGGAUGGAAAGACCUAAUGGUCCGAGUACAAACUGCAGUGGAGGAAACAUUUGGGCCUCUGAAUCCCCGCGAGGAUAUCAGCUUGGCCAAACUCUCCGAGCUGACCUUGCAAAUCCGAAAGAGGGUGGAAGGCAGCACAGAGGAGGAACGACGAUCUCAGAGGUGGCUUUCAUGCUUGCUGCCGCCAGCAGGCGAGGAGCAGCAUGUCCUGCGCGAGUCCGGCGUGGAGGGAGUCGCGGACCCGACCUCUCCCCAGACAGCAUCGAAGCUGCGACACCUCCUGGACGAGACAGCGGAUCUGAUUGACUCUCCCUCUUUCUCCUUGGUGCUCACCCUUCUCAACAACGAGGGAUUCUCCACUCUCAUCGACCAGAGAUGUGCCGCUGACGCCUUCAAGGCGCCGACCUCUACUCCGGAAUUUGCCCCUCAGUCCUUUGAAUCCGUUGCCACUGUCGUGCCCCUGGCUGGCAACGCCGACCGCAAGACGAAGCUUGCUAACCUCCUGGCUGUUAUGGCUCGCCAAGCGCAUGUGAUUGGCAAUGGUUCCCACCCACCCAAUGAGUAUCUGGUCGCCAUGGACCAGAAUGUGCGUGAGCUCGAAGCAUUCUCUGCCGUGGUCUACAGUUCAAACUUUGACCUCGAGCUUCUUGGUGCCAAGAAUACGGUGUCCGAGGCGAGAGAGACUGGGUUGGACGAUAAUGAUAUGGCUUCUUCAUUUACGCACGUAUCCGUUCAGGAGGAAGUUGAAGAUGACCUGAAGGAUGAUGAGUCCAUCCAGUCAUCGUCGCCGAGCGCCGAGCGCGUGGCAUCAGUGGCAGAUGAGCCUUUGACUAACUCUGCCUUCGAACAAGCUUGGGGUAAAGCCACAGAAGAGGAACCUACCUCUCUACCCGAGGAAGCCACCGAGAAAGUCACAGAAAGAGUUACGCAGGAAGAUACGGAGGAAGCCACGGAGGCAGUUACAGAGGAAGUUGCAGUGCAAGCCAAUGAAGAGCCCACAGAAGAAACCCAGGCAACGCAAUGA
Molecule: messenger RNA, 1776 nt
Organism: Penicillium bovifimosum
Lineage: Eukaryota; Fungi; Ascomycota; Eurotiomycetes; Eurotiales; Aspergillaceae
Product: peroxisomal biogenesis factor 3
Exons: 3
Coding region: 1-1776 (591 amino acids)
Biological process (GO): protein import into peroxisome membrane
Cellular component (GO): peroxisomal membrane
Molecular function (GO): protein-macromolecule adaptor activity
Source: RefSeq, a predicted model, not a curated record